AUGCCAUCACCUCUCAAACCACGACGAUCACCGCGGUCCAGAAUGUCGCUCGCCGGCACUGGCUCGGGCGGUGUUCCCCUCGGAGGCUCUUCCAUGACCACCAAAGUAUCUCUCCAUGAUGCCGCCAAAGAGAACAACAGAUCCGCCAGACUCUCCUCCACCGCCAGCAGGGACGACACCAUGAAGGCAGCAAAAGAUCGCGCCACCAACAAGAAGCGCGCCGCUUCGAUUGGAGGCGGAGGUGAGGAGCGCGAUACGUUGCUCAAAGAGUCUACCACAAAGGCAAACGCCACCGUCGCGGCGACGAGCAGACGUAAUGCACCAGCACCACGAAAGAGCGCCAUUCGUCAGGUCCCACAGAUCUUCCUCAGCCCCACCGGUCUCGUGCCAAGUCCCGAGUCCAGGAAGGGUCUGUCCAUGCCUUCCCUCACCGACCAGAUCGCUCAGAUCGGCAGGCAAGAAUCAGCGACGAAUGGCAAGUCUAGCAGAGCAUCACUGCCCAACUCCAACGCUCCAGAACGCAGUGCUGCCUCCACCUCCAGCUUGGGCGCGAGCAUGGCCAGGGCGCGUGACUCCAUACAGACUCCAUCCUUCAGCUCGCUCGGUGGUGCCGCGACGAGCAUCCUCUCUGCUCCUACUGCCGCCACAUCUGCACCCAGGAAUGCCAUGACGCAAGUCCUCCGUCCAAAGCGGAGAGUCACGUUCAGCUCUCGACAGGAGAAGACGGAAUUCGCACGCGACGAGCCCACUCUGCGUCUCGGCAGCUUGAGGAGAGAACAGACUUCGCCGCCAUCCACGCCCGCCAGCUCGUCCAUCGUCAGUGCCGGCUUUGCUUCGUAUAUCCAGUCGCAGGAUGACUCAAGCUCGGACAGCGACAGCGAAAGCGAGUCUGAAUCCGAGUCUGACAUGGACCUCGACGCCUCUAACGAGCUGGCAGCCAGGUCUCUAGCCGCAUCCAUCGCAGCCUCCUUGCCUCACGAUGACUCGACUCUUGAUCCUUCGCUAGACGCAUCGACGGAUGAUAGCAACGUCUCCGCUUCGAUGGAAUUCACAGGCACACAUGGCUCCGUCAACAAGCGCACCCUCGCUGAUACCUCGGAUGACCAGGUCGAGAUGAGCCUGGCUGCUGACGGAGAGGAAUCCAUGCAGAUGGACAUUACUCAAUCAAUGGCGUCUGCACCGGCGCUCAAACGCAGACGAAGCAGCAACACUGCCGCAGACGACUCUGCCUCCACUGAUGCUUCCGACAGCACCGAGCGCGCAGCAGACGCAUCCGGCAUGGACUUGGACCAGACGGCCACCAUGGAGUUCACCGGCGUCCACGCAGCCGUCGGCGGCGGUGAGAGCGACUCGGAAGACUCGGACAGCAGCAACGAUGGCGGCGACGGUAUGGAGAUGACCGAGGCUAUCACGACGAGAAUCGAGGCCAAGAAGUAUGGCGACGCCACGACGACGAUCAUCGCCAAGUUCCCUGAUGUGAGCAGCAGCGACUCGGACGGCGACGAUACUAUUCAAGCGGAUGCCACGAUGCCUAUGGAGAUGACUCGUGCUGUCACCGGAUUCAUCCGGGAGAAGGACCAUGCUUCGAGCGACAUGGAUCUGGUCGAUUCGCUUGAUUCGAGCUCCAGCAGGGCCUUCGGUCCAGCUUCUUCCGACGACGUGUCGGUGGCCAUGGACAUGACCAUGCCCAUGGGCUCCCAUGUCUCGCCAUCUAAGCCUCAUCACAGUCCUUCAAGGUCACCCACCAAGCUCGGCACUGGCGCGCCAAGCCCAUUCCAACCCACGCCGGGCAAGUCGCCUAGCCGCUUCCGCCAGUCUCUGCGUGGAGGCGUCGCUGCUCUUGACGCAAGCAUGCACUCGCCUGCCCAGCGUGUCGGAGGCACUCUGCCGCCAAAGGGACACUUGCCACACGCCGGCUUGCCCUCCGACACUACGACGUUCCGACGCUCCAUCAUUGGCGGCAUUGCUUCGCCCGCCUAUCAGCACUCUCCUGCACGACGCGUGCAGACCCAGGACGCUGCCGACAGACAGCCGGGAGCUCCAUUGACAGCGCACAACCUCGCCCAGGCAGGUCGUGCAGCGAGCGCAUCGCCUUCAUCGAAGAACAAGACCUCGGUGGCCAAAGUCCUCGCGGGUCAGCGCAAGUCUCUGAGCAGCGUCGGCUUCAACUGGCCAUCCAGUGGUCCCGUAGCAUCCUCUUCGCGGUUCUCGCCAUCGAAGGGCAUGAGUCCCAAACGACGAGCGGGGCGGUCUUCGCUCGUGGCUGCCAUCCUGCCCGAUCUAUCUUCCGCGGCCACAAACGAGGACUCUUUCCACUCAGCCGUCGAGUCUCGUGUCAGGAGCUCCAACGGACCGAGCAGCGAUGCACAUGACACUUCGAUUGCAAAUUCUGCUGCUUCGGAGGUGGGUGUCGGUGUCGACAGCUUUGAUGACUACAGCAACGACGAGCGCGACCAGGUGCCCGUUCAGAUGCCGCUCAAUGACUUCCUCCGCUUUGUUGGCGUACACUUCAACGACGACAUGAGCGCGUCGCGUCGCAAGCCUGUGCCACCGGCCAAUGGCGAACAAGCCGCUCAGGAUGGCGCUUCAGCAGAGCCUCAGGGACCCGUCUCGAUGAUGCGUCUCGUCAAGGCAGCUUGCGGAUCCGUGCCCCAGCUCGAGGCCCUUCGAGAAGCCUGCAGGGAGAUCAAGGAGCAGGUGGACGACGGCAGGGAGAAGAUGGUCGAGAUGGAGCAAGCCUUCUACGACUCGCCGCCCGACUUUGUCCGCGAGAUCAUGGGUCUGCAGAACGAGGAGGAGCGACGAGACAUGGAGGCGCAGUUCAAGUUGCAGAAGCAGGCCGCGCGUGCUCUUGUCAGCGCCGACUACUACGGCUGGCGACUCGACAAGGAGUUCGAUCAGGAGAUGAUCCAGACGCUUCAGGCCUACCAUGGUCGUCUGCAGUGCGAUCUGCACAUCGUCAACUCCAAGAAGGAACAGCUGCAACAGGACAUUUUGCCGGUGCUGCGCGUCAAGCACGCCAAGCUCAAAGCCGAUCUGGCCCUGGCCAAGAAACGUCAAGACGAGAUCGAGACAUGCGACGCCGACGAGCUCAAGGGUCUCUAUUCGAGUAUCGAGGAGCAACACGAGGUGCUCGAGUCGAUGCGCGCCCAGGUGAUGGAUGUCGAAGAGCAGCACGAGCGUCUCCUCGUUCGACUCGAGGAGAACCGCGAAAAGAUGGCGGCGGCACAGGAGAUGGUCGACAAGGCGCAUGCCACCGUCGACCAGAUCCAGGGCUACACGCGUGGUGAAGCAGGACGUCUGUUGCGCGAGAUUCGCAACCUCGAGAAGCUGCAUCUCGUUCGCGUCCUCGACAACGGUUUCGAUCCCACUCUCGACGAGGUCGAGAAAGGAGCCGAGAAUGUGGACUUUGGCGGCAGUCGCGAUGUCGUGUUCAUCCUCGACGGCUGGCUGCAAGUCUCCAUGUCGCUGCUGACCAGUAGCAGCAGCAAUCAACUGCCAAACAACAGCAAGGUCUCGCGCAUCCAGCUCAAGCAAAAGGGCACACGGGCGAGCAACGACGACACCAACCUUGUCCGAAAGCUGUCCGUCCAAAUCCUGCAAGGCGACUUUGACGUCGAGUUCGCCGACGGUAUUCCUCAGGACGCCCUCGUUAUCCUGCGCCGAAUCUCACAGACGCUCAUCCGCCAGCGCAUUCUACUCGCCGAGAUCGAGCACCUCCGCUGCCGAUUCCCCGUGCAACUUGUCGACGACCUCGCCAAAUGCCCUCCGAGCAUUCUCAACGGAACGCCCGACGCCUCAACCAGCUCCUCCGCCGCCGCCGAACGCGUUGACAACGAGGUGGCACUUCAAGCCUCGGUGCUGCUCCCCAACAAGAGGAGCAAGAUCGUCAUUACGGCCACCUCGGACCUCAAGGGUGUCGGUGAAAGCCGGUCGAUCCUGCUGGCGGACAGCGUGCGCGUGGAGCGGGUGUACGGCAGCGUCGACGCCGAGGCCAUGUCGCUGCAGAUCUUGGACUGUAUCGAGACGGAUCCGACGAUCGGCUCGUUGAGCAAGGCUUUCAUCGAGACGAUCGAGACUUUCGAUAGCUAG
Messenger RNA from Kalmanozyma brasiliensis GHG001, 4092 nucleotides. Its product is annotated as Kinetochore protein. Lineage: Eukaryota; Fungi; Basidiomycota; Ustilaginomycetes; Ustilaginales. Gene Ontology annotation, biological process: mitotic spindle assembly checkpoint signaling; mitotic sister chromatid biorientation; protein localization to kinetochore. Bases 1 to 4092 code for a protein of 1363 amino acids. The transcript has a single exon. The record is from RefSeq and is a predicted model, not a curated record.